Sclerotinia borealis F-4128 is the source of this 606-nucleotide messenger RNA. NCBI's taxonomy places the organism in Eukaryota, Fungi, Ascomycota, Leotiomycetes, Helotiales, Sclerotiniaceae. The record is from the annotation of a GenBank genome assembly.
AUGAGUACCACAGCAAAGAACGCGCCGGUUAGGACAUCAUUCCCUCCAAACCAAACCCUUUAUAUCACCAAUCUACCUUCGUCGAAGAUUCAAAAGGAUGAUUUACGACGAGAGCUUUACACAUUAUGCUCUACCUAUGGGCCAGUUCUUGAUGUGGUAGCUCUCAAGUCAAUGAAGAUGAGGGGCCAAGCACAUGUGGUAUACCGAGAUAUUCAGACUGCGACACAAGCUAUGAGAGCAUUACAAGGAUUUGACUUUCUCGGUCGUGAAAUGAAAAUUCAAUACGCCAAAUCAAAGUCUGACACCAUAUCUAAAUUGGACGGUACUUUCUAUAUGCCUUCUGCUGCAGCGGGUGUUGUGACGGCCACAGAAUUGCAGCAAAGCAUUUUUAAUAUGCCGCCCUCAGCAGCCACUACGAUUACCAAUUUACCCCCUCAACCACCACCAUCAACUCUCCAAGUCCCAGCUCCCGCCUCUGAUCAUGAUAUGGCAGAUGCAACAAGCCCAGGUGCAAGUGUUGCUGGACAGAAAAGACGACGGGAUGAAGAGGAGGAAGAGGACAGUGAAGGAGAUGUUGCAAUGGAGGAAGACAGCGAUGACGAUUAG